Molecule: messenger RNA, 3267 nt
Organism: Maylandia zebra (zebra mbuna)
Lineage: Eukaryota; Metazoa; Chordata; Actinopteri; Cichliformes; Cichlidae
Product: vasoactive intestinal polypeptide receptor 2
Biological process (GO): cell surface receptor signaling pathway; adenylate cyclase-modulating G protein-coupled receptor signaling pathway
Cellular component (GO): plasma membrane
Molecular function (GO): G protein-coupled peptide receptor activity; vasoactive intestinal polypeptide receptor activity; peptide hormone binding
Source: RefSeq, a predicted model, not a curated record
AGCAGCGUGGAUAGAGGACACCGCAGACUGGGCUCUUUUUCUCUCGAUAUCGUUCAUGGAAUAAAAAAAUGUUUAAAGUUUUUUUUGUUUUUUUACCCGGAUCAAAACUCUUAACAGGAGUUUAAAUGAAGUGUUUUAACCCAAAUUCCUCCUGUUAGGACAGCUCACUGGCUUCCAGCUGAGGAGUAAACAUGAAAAGUUUGCUCUUUGUCACCUUGUGUCUGUCAACCUGUCCGCUCACGGUUGACGGCCGACAUCCAACCUGUAACUUCCUGCUGGAGGUGGAGAGAGACCAGGCCGAGUGCAUAAAGAAGCUGAGGGAGAAGCAGGCCAACAGCAGCUAUAAAGGCCCCGGAUGCAAAGGAGACUGGGACAGCAUAGCAUGCUGGGAGCGAGCGGAGUUUGGAGAGACCGUGACCAUCCCCUGCCCUCGAGUCCUCAGGACUGUGUUUGGCAGAGAUGGUAACAUUAGCAGAAACUGUACAACAGCUGGAUGGUCUGAUGUUUUCCCAAACAUAACCAGUGUGUGUGGGGCAGACACGAGCCAGGAUAAGCUGGUCUUCUACGUGGUCGUGCAGACGUUGUACACUCUGGGUCACAGUCUGUCUUUAAUUGCCCUCACUACAGGGUGCGCUAUCCUCUGCCUAUUCAGGAAGCUCCACUGCACCAGAAACUACAUCCACCUCAAUCUCUUCUUCUCCUUCAUUCUGAGAGCCGUGGCGGUGUUGGUGAAAGACGACAUCCUCUUCAACCGAAACUCGCACUGCUCAAACCAGCCAUCACUGGUGGGAUGUAAAGCCAGCCUGGUGUUUUUCCAGUAUUUCAUUAUGGCCAACUUCUUCUGGCUGCUGGUGGAGGGUUUGUACCUCCACACUCUGCUGGUUGUCAUUUUCUCGGAAAAUCGACACUUUAUUGUCUACAUGUUCAUCGGCUGGGGAAUCCCCACUGUGUUUGUGUCUGCGUGGGUGAUAACGAGGAUUUAUCUGGAAGACACGGGGUGCUGGGAAACAAAUGACCAACCCAUACCCAACUGGGUGAUCAACGGACCAAUUGGAUUCUCCAUUAUGGUAAACUUCAUUCAGUUCAUCUGCAUCAUUCGGAUCUUGGUUCAGAAGCUGAGGUGUCCUGACGUGGGCGGCAAUGACCAAUCACAGUACAGGAGGCUGGCCAAAUCCACACUCCUGCUGAUUCCUUUGUUUGGCAUCCACUAUGUGGUCUUCGUGACUCUCAGUGAAUCCAUCGCAGAAGAUUAUAAAAUAUUUUUUGACCUUGCCCUUGGAUCUUUUCAGGGUCUGGUCGUGGCCAUUCUCUACUGUUUCCUGAACAGUGAGGUUCAAGGUGAGCUAAAAAGAAAAUGGCGGAGCAUGUAUCUGAACUGUCGUCUGAGCAGGAAUCGCCACAACAACACCUUCGCCUCCAGAAACGGUUCACAGCACAUGGUGCAGUUUCACAGCAACUCCAGAACCCAGUCCAUUCUGCAGACAGAGACCUCGGUGCUGUGAGAACACGAGGUCUUUGACACACAAACAAACAUACAAAAAAAUGCAGUCUUAAGAUUGACCUGGGUCCAAUAGUUUUACAAAGUUAUUAGGAAAAUACAAAAAAGUAGUACUUUGAAAUGAAGUACCACAAGGGUGGGACCUGCACAUCAUUGUAGUGCAGAUUUUGGUUUUAGCUUUACAAAUCUCUGCAAGCCUUCAAGUUUCUCAUUAGUGGAUCAAAAACUUUUCAGAUCUGUCCAGUGAGGUUUACUGUGUUUGCUGCUAAGAGCCUUUUUUUUUUUUUGCAGUCUUUAUGCUAUGAUGUCUGCUGCGUGAGCAGAGAAAAACAUGUGCAACGUCCUUAAACUGUUUUACCUGGAACUUUGUGCACAGAUGAGAUAUAAAAUGUAUAUACUUGAAUGUCGCAUGCAUUGAAAUCUAUAUUUUUGAACAAACAUAUACGUGUAAUAGAAACAGCAUGAUCUAGGUGCUGCAGACUUUAAAUUGGCUCUUGCAAAAAAUGCAAAAAAAAACAGAACCAUUUUUGCUGUCUUUAACAGAAAGCAAAACAGGUGAUUGUUUCAGUAUACAAAUCUUUAUAUAACUGUUGCCUGCUGUGCGAUUUAACACCGCUGGUAAUACUGUGCUGCAGUCUUACCAGCUGUCAUUUUGGAGCCAUGUUGUAAAAUAUAAUAGAUUGGCUAUGGGAAACCUUGCAAUACUUUUUUGUUUGAUACUGACCUAAAAUUCAUGGUAGCCGUGUCAGGAUUUAGUUUCCAGAACGUGCAUGCUGUAUGCAAUAACGCAGCAAAGUGACAGUCCUGUCAUUAAAUCCCGCAAAACUACUCACCUUAGUUCUUUCUUAUAUGUUUUCAAUCCUUUUCCAUGUGCCUCCUGUGUUCUCCCAGCCUUAUCACAGGUGUCUGUGUGAGUUUGUUCCUCACCCUGUUUCAGUUUAAUCCCUGCUUUGAAAGAAUGAUCUUAAUGUGGUCGAUUUUAAUUCCAAUCUUUUUUAAUUUCCUAUUCUUAUUAUUGUCUUGAUUGAGUCCAUCUGUUCCCUCUCCAUGGUGUUUGUCUUAGAAAAAUAGACUCUUAGCCUCCAAAUGUUCUCCUGUUGUUUGGUGCUCCUAGCUGGCUGUCACUCUUUAAAGCACCUUAAGUUAUCAAAUUCCUGAUUAAAGCCUCUUGUGUUUCGCCACCCUCCUGUCAGUUGCUGUUGUGUUUGCAUACUGGGUCCUAAUGGGAAUAUUUCCAAAAAUCUGUGAGAAAUGCUGGUGUCCAAACCCAACUUUAACACAGCAUUUGCUUCCAGUACCAAGUCAUUGUUGUUGCCUUUUUACCACAGCUGUCUCCAAACCCAAAUUUGGGCAUAUGUUAUCCCUUUUGGAGGCCAUAGGUAGUACAUUUAUUAUCAUUUAAAUAGAAAAACUUGGUUAUGUAAAUUUAAAAAAAAAAUAAAGUUGUAAAAAUUGAUUUGUAAAUAUUUUUUUAAACAUUAGGUUUUUACUUCUAGUGUCUCUAGCUGUUCUUUUAAUAAGCUUCUCCUAGUUUUUUUUUUUCGAACCAUUUCACAUAAAGGUCAGUUUUAAUGAUUGAUUUUUUACAAAUAUACAGGGAAAGGUGACAACUUGUCACUUCAGUGAAUCAUUUACUAGUCCACAGUGGCCACACCCACCCAUUUGAUACUUAAAAUUACUGGUAAGAAUAAGUCGUAAUUUUGACCCAGGUCAGCACAUGAGCUCAGUGUUUCUGGGCUUAUGGUUAAAAACAAAACAAAACCAUUGGU